Molecule: messenger RNA, 408 nt
Organism: Lycium ferocissimum
Lineage: Eukaryota; Viridiplantae; Streptophyta; Magnoliopsida; Solanales; Solanaceae
Exons: 1
Coding region: 1-408 (135 amino acids)
Source: RefSeq, a predicted model, not a curated record
AUGGUAAGGGCCUUCUUCUGUGGCCAAGAACUGCCAAGAUGCAUCACUCACACAAAUCUUAUGCUGAUUCCAAAAAAGGAGAAUAUAAACACCUUUGCUGAUCUGAGACCUAUCAGGCUGAGCAGUUUUGCUAAUAAAAUCAUCUCUAGAGUUUUGUAUGAAAGAAUUGUUCCAUUGUUUCCUGCUAUAAUAUCAACCAUGCAGACUGGUUUUGUUAAAGGUAGGAGCAUUGUGGAGAAUGUACUAUUGGCCCAAGAGAUCAUCAGGGAUAUUAAUAAGAGAAACAAACUACACAAUGUGGUGGUAAAGCUUGACAUGGCAAAAGCUUAUGAUAGAGUUUCAUGGAUAUACUUAACUAAAGUGCUUAGACUAUUUGGUUUCUCUGAAAUUAUCAUAGAUAUGGUUUGA